Marmota monax (woodchuck) is the source of this 1557-nucleotide messenger RNA. It is a transcript of the gene Lime1, whose product is annotated as Lck interacting transmembrane adaptor 1. The record is from RefSeq and is a predicted model, not a curated record. Lineage: Eukaryota; Metazoa; Chordata; Mammalia; Rodentia; Sciuridae. Gene Ontology annotation, biological process: regulation of MAP kinase activity; regulation of canonical NF-kappaB signal transduction; regulation of phosphatidylinositol 3-kinase/protein kinase B signal transduction. The transcript is spliced from 6 exons. Gene Ontology annotation, molecular function: protein kinase binding. Bases 503 to 1288 code for a protein of 261 amino acids. Gene Ontology annotation, cellular component: B cell receptor complex.
GUGGCCUUCUCCCUUCUCUUUUCUGAUUGAGGUGGGUAAAAACCCUGGGUGUCCUUUGGUGCCCUGUGCUUACUUCACUGGGUGGAUUUGGCCCUCAGGAGCACUGUUAGGCAGGUGGUCCUGCUCAAGUGGGUUUGGUCAGUUGAAAUUUGGUGGCCACUGAUUAUCUAGCUGAUCUACUCUCCCCACUUCUUGUUGGCAAGUGUUCACUUCAGUGGGUGUGGUAGGGUGCAUAGCUGGGUUCUCAGAAUAUAGGGAUGGCCACCCAGCGCCCAGGGUAGCACACUGAGUCACGACUAGACCGAGGGAGGGGCCCUAGCAGGUGGGUGACUCCUGGUGCGGCAGCAGCUGCAGCUCAGGGCUGAGGGCUGCUGGGGAGGUGCUCUGAGGCAGCGACAGGAAGUGAGGUGGGGAGCUCUACCAGGCCCACAAAGACCUUCCUGGCUGCCCCAGACAGGGCCGUGGAGGAGCUGCGUGGUGGCCUUGGCCCCUGCCUCACAGGAUGGGGCAACCAGUGCCCUUGGCCCUGCCCACCCUCUGGGUCCUAGGGUGCUUCUCCCUGCUCCUCUGGCUGUGGGUGCUGUGCACAGCCUGCCACAGGACACGGGUGCCGAGGCAUCGGGCCAGGCUGCAGGGCAGCAUGAUGCCAGUGCAAGUGCAGGUCCGGCACCAGGCUGUAGGAGCUGCACCGCGGCCCACACAGCAGCAUCCCCCACGGCCUGCCAGCAUGGAUCUCCUGCACCCACACUGGCUGGAAGUGCCCAGGAGCAGCACCAGGCCACAGGCAGCCCCCUCCAUCUUCCCACCACAGCAGUUGCCUAAGGCCUCUCCUGUCUCCCCUUCACCCUUCAUUGGCCCUGAGGACACUUAUUCCAACAUAGGGCUGGCUGCAAUCCCCAGAGCCAGCCUGGCUUCGAGCCCUGUGGUGUGGGCAGGGACACGGCUGACCAUCGGCUGUGCCAGGCCUGGGCCUGCGGCCAGACCUCUGGUGGCUGAAUAUGCCUGCAUCCAGAAGCUCAAGGGGACAGGUCAGGGUCCCCAAGAACUGCAGCAGGGGACUGCUGAGAGGAUCCCAACUGCUCAGGUGGACAUCCUGUACUCCAGGGUCUGCAAGUCUGAAAGCAGGGACCCAGGACUCAUAAAAAACCAGCUAGACCUCAAGGGUGGGGGAUCGAUUCUGGCCCCAAGGAAUGACUUGACCUGUGAGACCCUCCCCCUCAGGGACCUGAGCAUGGACAGCAGGCCCCUGGAAAAUGUGUAUGAGAGCAUCCAGGAGAUGGGGCCCUGAGCAGGAUUCACCCCUCCUGUCUACCUGGUAAUACAGUGGAUAUGUGCAGGUGCCAGGCCCCCGUUUCUGCCUCGGGAGGGUUUGGAGACCCCUGAACACCCAGUAUUUACUAUGUUCCUUUCUCCAGAGUGAGCUCCCUGCCCCUGCAGCUGACAGCACAAAUCCCAGAUCCCAAGGCUUCUAGCCUGUGAGGUUCUAUUUCCACCGUCCACAUGUCCUCUCCCUGCUCCACAGAAGGCCUACAUCCUAAUAAAGUUCCAUCAAACAAG